This is a messenger RNA of Telopea speciosissima, 2696 nucleotides long. RefSeq lists its product as uncharacterized. The coding region runs from base 22 to 2580 and encodes 852 amino acids. Gene Ontology annotation, molecular function: metal ion binding. NCBI's taxonomy places the organism in Eukaryota, Viridiplantae, Streptophyta, Magnoliopsida, Proteales, Proteaceae. The transcript is spliced from 7 exons. The record is from RefSeq and is a predicted model, not a curated record.
GGGAAUUGGGAUACCCCACCAAUGCAUUCCUCAUCCUCUGAAAGCGAUGACAUGCCUGUCAUCACCGAAGUCUCCGACGAAGACUAUGUUUCUGGAUUUGAAAACAACGACAACGACGAUGACGAUGAAGAUGUCGACAGCGAGGAAGCGGAAGACGAACAGGGAGAUGGUGGAAGAGCCUUUGAUUUGUCAGAUUCUGCAACCACAAACGAUUCUAGCCAAGAAAUCAAGUCUGAGGGGCAAGAUGAGGAUUUGAGGUCUGGUUCCUCCACUCCAGAGAAAUCUGAACCAAGUCUACCAGCAGAUAUUCAUGACAUGAAAGAUAAUGGUGUCCCAAAAUCUGCUAUUGGAUCCCCGUCAGAUAAGAAACCCCCUCGUGAUGUUCCAAGAGUCUAUGAUGAAGCUUAUUUAAGUAACAGCGGUCCCUUGGGUGCUCACAACACCAUAUCCUUGUCUGAACAUAAGAAAGUUGUAGGUGCUGAGACCCUGAUGAGUAAUGGCUCCAGCAAGAAGGAUUCUAAUGUCAUUCUAAAUACUGCGAAUGAGACUAAGCUUAUGGAUAUCGAGGAAGGGCAGAACCUCAAGCUAAGGGUAUCAAGUUUUCCUACUUCCCAGAAAAGGCCUAGAAAUUUGUCCCCUGGUGCUGACUUUGAGGACCAAAGCAAACACCCUGCAAUUGUUUGUGACUUUUUUGCUAGAGGUUGGUGUAUAAAAGGGAGCUCUUGUAGAUUUCUGCAUCUGCAAGAUGGUACUGGUAAGAGAGAUGUGCCUGUUGCAAGUUGGAAAAAUGAACUUGAUGUGGAUGCAGGUUUGAGACAAGAUAUGGAUACAUCAAAAUUUUCUGCUUUUCCUGAACCAUUGGCUUCUUCAGCAAAGUGUCAUUUCCCUUCAGAAGGAUUCCUACCCAGGGAGCAUGAAGAAAAGCAUAGGUGGCAUCAAUUUCCUGAAGACCAUAGGUUUUCUUCCUUCCAGAGAGGCAGCCCAUCUGCAGGCAUAUUACAGGAAGCUGGUGGGUCAACAUCACUACCCAACCAUGACCUUCAGACAUUUUCUUCAACUAGAGCUGAUCAUGGGCUUGCCUCCUCUUUCGGGGAUGUAGCCAGGGAGAAUACAAGGCAAUUUUUGUGUACAGAUGAAUUUAGCAUGCAUGCUUCACCUGUUGUUCAGGGUGAUUUUCCUAAAUUUGAUACUCGUGCUAGGGUUUGGCCAGCCAAUUGUUCUGAAUCAUGGGCAUCCUCUAUCCAAGAAGAUUGUAGUCAGAAACCUCUUUCUGCCAAGACAGAUAAUAAAGUGUCAGAUAUGGAAGAAUUUGUCAGAGGUAGGUUGGUUCCUGAUUGCAGAUUGUUUUCAAGUGCCUCAAUUUUAUCAUCUAGUAUGUACAGAGGCAGUAGCAAUCCCUUUGUUUAUGACAGAAGUGUGAAGGAACCAGCUAGUCCAAAACAGCAGAGUCAAUCUAUCAUCUAUGAUCAUACUUCUUCCAUAAGCAUAUCACCAUCACACCAUACUGCCUGUCCAGGAGGUUCAUCCUCGUAUAUCUCUUCCUCUGUAAAUGGUUUGGAUGGUGAUAGGGGUUAUCAUGCUUCUCGUUCUGCGUCCUUGCCUCGAAUUUCCUCUUCACCAUUUUACUCAAGAUUGGAAGCAGACCACUUGCCUCUACAUGGUGUUCCCAAGGAUCUAUCGACCUCUGCAGGCUCUGCAGGACAUAAACUACAAUCUAUUUCAAAUGACUGGGAGCCAUCUGUACCUUUUCAACCAUCUUUUUUCUUUGAUCCUGCAAAUAUAUUAUCUCCUGGAAGCCAAUAUCACCCCCGUCUUGAUAGCAUUGAGCCACCUAAUGGAGGACACAAGUCCUUUGAAGUUUCUUCCUCACGUCAUGGGGUGGGCAUCCGGCAUAUGUCACAUCAGCAGACAAACCAUGACCCUGGUUUAACUUGGUCACAUGGCCCAGAAUAUAAUGCUGAUAAACAUCCACUUUCAUUUAAUCAGCAGUCCCAUGCCAGUGUAAUGGAAAAGAAUAUUCAUUUUCAUGGCUUGCAUAUGGCUGCUGAUGAGACUACUGGAAUGUCUGUAGCUGAUAACCAAACUAAAGUUUCUAACUAUAGAGAAGGGAAUAGUGAGGGGCCUAGCCAUGGCAUUGUUGUAGAUGUUGCAAAUACAAAAGAGAUAAGUCAUGAUCCCAAUCCUAGAUAUCAAACAGAUGCUAGAGACAAAAAGGAAUCAAAAUCAGGUAGGGGUAAAUUUAUCAAUGAAAUGGAUCUUCAUCCAAAUCCCGGACAAAAGCAAGAUGUGGAUGCACCAAGCAAGGAAUCAAAAGCUCUUAAAAUUUUCCGUACUGAUCUUGUGGAAUUUGUGAAAGAAAUGGUAAAACCGUUUUGGCAUGAGGGUCAUCUGAGCAAGGAUGCACACAAAACUAUUGUUAAAAAAGCAGUUGACAAGGUCAUUGGAACAUUGGAGCCCCAUCAAGUUCCUAGUACAACAGAAUCAAUUAACCAAUAUCUUUCUUUUUCCCGAUCUAAAAUUUCAAAGCUUGUUGAGGGAUAUGUUGAUAAGUAUGCCAAAUCGUCUGCUGCCAGUGGCUGAAUGGUAUUACUUUUGUACAGUUAGCUACAUUUGUCCCUAACUUGAAGUUAUAAAGCAGUUGUUCAAGUCUAUCUUGGACUUUACUAUUACUAGCAAACACUGAGAUUCAUGUGGUA